AUGGGGAGCGUGGGAAUCUUGUGGCCUUGGCUGCUAACUCUGCUCUCCUUGCCGGGUUUUAUCCUAGGAGCACCCUCAGCACCCAGAUGUUCAGGAGUCUGCAGUACCAGUGUCCCAGAAGGCUUCACUCCUGAGGGAAGCCAGGCAUCUCAGGACAAGGACAUUCCUGCAAUUAACCAAGAGCUGUUGGAUGUCCCCAAAGCCACACAGCCAUGGCUCUCACAGAACUUUAGCCCCAAAGAAAAAGAAGGCAUAGACACUGGCCUUGCCUCAUUCAUCCCUGCCUGCGUUCUGGAAGUCCCCUUCCUCCUUUCCCUCCCAGGGCUCAUCUCAGAGGAGACCCCAGAAGGCAGCUUCCUGGUAGAAGGGGACAUCAUCCGGCCGAGCCCCUUCCGAUUGUUGUCAGUGUCCAACAAUAAAUGGCCCAAGGGUGUCGGUGGCAUCGUGGAGAUUCCCUUCCUGCUCUCUAGAGAGUACGACGAGCCCAGCCGCCGGGUCAUUAUGGAGGCCUUUGCUGAGUUUGAACGUCUCACAUGCAUCCGGUUUGUUGCCUACAAAGGCCAGAGAGACUUUAUUUCCAUCCUUCCUAUGUCAGGGUGCUUCUCUGGUGUGGGGCGCAGCGGAGGGAUGCAGGUGGUGUCCCUGGCACCCACUUGUCUCCAGAAGGGCCGGGGCAUUGUUCUACAUGAGCUCAUGCAUGUGCUGGGCUUCUGGCACGAGCAUUCACGGGCAGAUCGGGACCAUUACAUCCGUGUCAAUUGGAACGAGAUCCUCCCGGGCUUCGAAAUCAACUUCAUCAAGUCUCGGAGUAGCAAUAUGUUGGUACCCUAUGACUACUCAUCAGUGAUGCAUUAUGGGAGGUUUGCCUUCAGCUGGCGCGGGCAGCCCACCAUUAUACCGCUCUGGAAGCCCGGGGUUCACAUUGGCCAGCGGUGGAACCUGAGUGCCUCAGAUAUCACCCGGAUCUGCAGGCUAUAUAACUGCAGCCCAGGUGUCCCUGACUCCCAGAGGAGGGGGUUCAAGGCCCACAGUGAUGAAAGAAGCCUCAUUCCUGCCUCCGUAUCACAUCUACAGAGACUUCUGGAGGCACUGUCGGGAGAAUCUGGAAGCUCUGCCCCCAGUGGCUCCAGCGCCGGAGACCAGGGUAUUAUUUCCGGGCUAGUAGACAGCCAGCAAGGAUUGGGGCAUCCUGCUCAGGACACGUUCAGUGGGGGACCUUUGGCAGGACCGCCUCAGAUGCUAGCUGCUGCUUUGGGGCCCAGAACAGGUGCAGACAGCAUUUCUCCAGGGCAGUUCCAGCUAUCCCAGGAGCCCACUGUACCUCCUACUUCAUUUCCAGAAGGCAGAGACCAGCCAGCACCCAUCCUAGAUGCCUUUGACAGCCCAGCUCUGCUUCCAGGAGGUUGUGCACCUGGAAGUCCUGCUGGAGAAGUACCUAGAGACUGAGCCUGUUGACUUCUGUCCCUUAGUGGGGAGGAGGGUGUAUUCUGCCCAGAGCAGCUAGGUCAUCUAGUCCUUGUCCAUCUGGGCACCAUUCUUAUCUUCUGCCCUCUUCACUGGCCGCUCUUGGAUCUCCAGGACACUCCUUGAUCUCUUCCCCACCACACCCCCAUCUCUGCAGAGUUCCUAGGGAUGUCUGUCUGUUCUUGACUUGAGCCCUAGCUAUGGAAGAUGCUGGGCAUGGAGACAGGAUCCUGGGAGUGGUGGGCAAAGAGCAAGAUUCCAGCCCUGAAGGCCUCUGGGAGUUCUACAGCUGAGGACUAGUUCCCAGAAUGCUCCUUUGAGCACUGGGAUCCUGAAUAUCUUCCUUUCUGUGAUGCCUGGCUCUAAGGAUGUUCUGAAGCCCUAGGAUUCAGCCCUGUUCUCCAAGAGGCAGAGAGCCCACUUUGCCUUCUAAGGUGGACUAGCAAGACGUGGCUCCUUACCAGUCUCUGUGAUGGAAGCCGUGGCAAGACCACCGUCUCCAGACAGCAGCCUUGAACCUUAGUCCCACCUUAGAUCACCGUUUCUGUUUUGCCCAUAAGGUGCUGAGCUAGAAGCCACUGGGGGUUGGGAAUCACAGUGCUCAUCAUCCUUCAGCCAUGCCACACCCCUCCUUGGUCUUCCAUGAGGUUUCUUCUAGACUAGGCUCUGGGCCAGGAGCCCUUCAUUCUCCAGGAGCCUGUUGGGAGGCCCGGGAAGCCCUGCUUGGUGUGGGAGGGGAACCAGAACCCUGAGCUAGUGAGGCAGGGCACCUCCUCCACAGGGGAAAAGGCAGAAAUAAAAGUUGGGUGUUUGCUUCA
Messenger RNA from Meriones unguiculatus (Mongolian gerbil), 2282 nucleotides. It is a transcript of the gene Astl, whose product is annotated as astacin like metalloendopeptidase. Gene Ontology annotation, biological process: proteolysis. The coding region runs from base 1 to 1446 and encodes 481 amino acids. Gene Ontology annotation, molecular function: zinc ion binding; metalloendopeptidase activity. The record is from RefSeq and is a predicted model, not a curated record. The transcript has 9 exons. Lineage: Eukaryota; Metazoa; Chordata; Mammalia; Rodentia; Muridae.